Molecule: messenger RNA, 805 nt
Organism: Armigeres subalbatus
Lineage: Eukaryota; Metazoa; Arthropoda; Insecta; Diptera; Culicidae
Product: pheromone-binding protein-related protein 6-like
Exons: 4
Coding region: 269-691 (140 amino acids)
Biological process (GO): sensory perception of smell
Molecular function (GO): odorant binding
Source: RefSeq, a predicted model, not a curated record
AUAAAACUGAACGAAAUUAAUGAGAGCAUCUACAGUUUUUGUUCCGAGCCAACUGCAGUUGCAUCGUUGCACACUUUUUACCGGUGAAACCCGAGAAGACGGGGGUUUGUUGCAAAUCGUUGGCUAUUCUUGGACUUUCACGUCUCCCGAAAGGGAAAAAACGGUUUUAUUGUUGAAGUUAACAUCAUAAAAACAUCGUAAAGGAAAAUAACAAAAUCUAAUAAAGGAAGGGCACCGAAAACGCGAGGGACUCAAAAGGCUAGAAGAAAUGUUUACGACUCUCGUUCUUCUACUUCUGGUUGGAGUUAUCAACUGUCAAGAGCCGAGAAGGGAUGCUGAUUAUCCUCCGCCGGAGUUUCUGGAGAAGAUGAAACCCAUGCAUGAUGAAUGCGUUACAGAAACUGGUGCUUCUGAAGAUGCGAUUAAACGUUUCAGCGACCAAGAAAUACAUGAGGAUGAUGCUUUGAAGUGCUAUAUGAAUUGCUUAUUUCACAAGGCCGGUGUUGUUGAUGAUAAAGGAGAGUUCCAUUAUGUGAAAAUUCAGGAUUUCCUACCAGAGUCAAUGCAUCUUAUCACGCUCAACUGGUUCAAAAGAUGUCUCUAUCCCCAAGGUGACAACUUAUGUGAGAAAGCUUUCUGGCUGAACAAAUGCUGGAAAACCAAGGACCCAGUGCAUUACUUUUUACCGUAAAUCUAGAAAUAGCCACAUAAUCAAGAAGAACAAUACAUGAAUUUAAGUUUUACAGUAUUCGUUUUAUCACUUGAUUAUACGACUAUAUUUAUAGAUGUUAAAAAUAAAUUGUUA